Molecule: messenger RNA, 2882 nt
Organism: Frankliniella occidentalis (western flower thrips)
Lineage: Eukaryota; Metazoa; Arthropoda; Insecta; Thysanoptera; Thripidae
Gene: Mcm3
Product: DNA replication licensing factor Mcm3
Exons: 9
Coding region: 173-2599 (808 amino acids)
Biological process (GO): double-strand break repair via break-induced replication; mitotic DNA replication initiation; DNA replication
Cellular component (GO): nucleus; MCM complex
Molecular function (GO): single-stranded DNA binding; single-stranded DNA helicase activity; ATP hydrolysis activity
Source: RefSeq, a predicted model, not a curated record
GACAUUUCAUUUCGCGCCAAAAGAAGUGUUCUCUCUGUGUCUGUUUAGUGCCAUUGUGUGUCUGAUAUAUUUAUUGGUUUAUUUCGUGUUUGAUGGUACCUCAUACCUUUUUACUUGGACACGUCUAAGAGGGAACUUAUUCAAAAGCUAUCAAGUGAGAAAUCAUCUAAAAAUGGCUGUUGCUGAGGUAGAUCAGAGACUUCGUGACAUUCAACGUGCCUACCUUGACUUCUUGGACGAUGAGGAAGAUCAAGGCUUGUAUGCCAACCGAGUAAAAGUCAUGGUCGAAGAAAAGAAAACAAGACUGGUUAUCAACAUUAAUGACUUGCGCCGCAGAAAUCCUGCCAGAGCUGUAGAGAUACUGCGCAAUUCAUUUGAAGAAAUUAUUGCUUUCCAACUUGCUUUGAAAGAGUAUGUUGGUAGUGUAGAUCCUACCUUUUCGAAAGAGCACAAUGAGUUCUUUGUUGCUUUUGAGGGAAGCUUUGGUCGCAAUCAUGUGACUCCACGGACGUUGAUGUCCCAUUACUUGGGCCAUAUGGUUUGUGUGGAGGGGAUUGUCACCAAAUGUUCUCUGGUGAGACCAAAAGUUACCAGAAGUGUUCAUUUCUGUCCUGCAACAAAAAAGGUCCUCGAGCGCAAAUAUACUGAUCUCACUUCUUUUGAUCCCUUCCCUGCUAAUUCUGUAUAUCCUACUCAGGAUGAGGAUGGCAACCUCCUAGAAACAGAGUUUGGUCUCUCAUCAUACAAAGAUCAUCAGACAGUCACCAUUCAGGAAAUGCCAGAGAAGGCCCCAGCUGGUCAGCUGCCACGUUCUGUAGAUGUAAUAUGUGAUGAUGAUCUUGUUGAUCUUUGUAAACCUGGUGACAGAGUCCAGAUAGUGGGCAACUAUCGCUGUCUUCCUGGAAAGCAAGGUGGCUUUACUAAUGCCACCUUUAGAACUGUCCUUAUUGCCAACAAUAUUGAACAACUUCGACGAGAAAAUGCCUUGACAGUCUCACGUGAAGAUAUUGCUAAUUGUAAGAGGUUGGCUCAGAAGAAAAAUGUCUUCAAUUUAUUGGCAAAAUCUCUUGCACCAUCUAUUCAUGGUCAUGAAUUUGUCAAGAGAGCCAUUUUGUGUCUUCUUCUGGGUGGUAUUGAGAAGGUGUUGCCCAAUGGCUCCAGACUCAGAGGAGAUAUCAACGUUUUGUUGAUUGGUGACCCCAGUGUGGCUAAAUCACAAUUGCUAAGAUACGUCUUAGGCACAGCUCCCCGGGCAAUUCCAACCACUGGCAGAGGAUCUUCAGGAGUUGGUCUUACUGCAGCUGUAACUAGUGACACUGAAACAGGAGAGCGCAGGCUGGAAGCUGGUGCUAUGGUCCUCGCUGAUCGUGGAGUUGUAUGCAUUGAUGAAUUUGAUAAAAUGUCUGAUGUGGACCGUACUGCUAUCCAUGAAGUCAUGGAACAAGGAAGAGUGACCAUAGCAAAGGCUGGUAUUCAGGCCCGCCUGAAUGCCCGAUGUUCUGUACUUGCUGCUGCCAAUCCUGUAUAUGGAAAAUAUGAUCAAUACAAGACUCCCAUGGAAAACAUUGGUCUUCAAGAUUCACUGCUGUCUCGUUUUGAUUUACUGUUCGUUAUGUUGGAUUUGGUUGAUAAUGACAACGAUAGUAAAAUCUCAGACCAUGUAGUGCGGAUGCACAGAUACAGGAAUCCCAAUGAGCAAGAUGGAGAAGCAUUGCCUAUGGGUUCUGCUGUAGAUAUGUUAAGCACAUACAAUCCUGACCGAAAUGAAGAAGAUGAAACACGAACUGAAAUGUAUGAAAAGUAUGAUGCGUUACUUCAUGGCAAUACUCGUUCUAGGUCAGAUCAAGUCCUUAGCAUGAAGUUUAUGCGUAAAUAUAUUCAAAUAGCCAAAUUUAUGAAGCCAGUUCUCACUGAGGCAGCUUCUGAAGCCAUUGCUGAAGAAUACUCAAGACUGCGCUCACAGGACAAUAUGGAAUCAGAUGUUGCCCGUACUCAACCUGUCACAGCCCGAACAUUGGAAACUCUCAUUCGUUUGUCAACUGCUCAUGCUAAGGCAAGACUUUCCAAGAAAAUUGAUACUCAGGAUGCUGAAGCAGCAAUUGAGUUAGUUCAGUAUGCUUAUUUCAAGAAGGUUAUUGAGAAGAAGAAGAGGCAGCGCAGACAUGAUGAUGAGGCCGAAGAUGAUGCUGAUGAUCCUGAAGCUGAGACCUCAGAUGAGGGUGAAGCUGAACCUGAACAAUCACAGCCAGCCAAGAGACAACGAAGAGGUUCUCAGCAGUCCCAGGAGCCUAUGGAUGUUGAUGAAACAGAGAAGCGUCCCACAAGAUCUAAAGCACAAGAGGUUCAUCCAGCACUAGCUCCUGAAACUCCUGCAGCCACAUCAAUUACAGAUGUCAGGUUGGCAAAGUUCAAAGCCAGUCUAAUGAAAAUAUUCAGAGAUGAGCGUAGUCAGUCUGUCACACUUGAUAGAGUGAAGGUUGUUAUGAAUUUGGAACAUCACGCUGAGCCCUUUGACGACGGAGAAAUAUUAGCAGCUAUCGAUAAAAUGGCAGAAGAAAAUCAAGUCAUGCUUGCUGACAACACACUGUUUUUGAUUUAGUUGUAAUCAUGAAAACCAAACGUAAAGUAUAAAUUGUAAUUUUUUGUGAAGAGAGAGGAGAACUGCUUCUCAUGUGCCUUUUAUAAUUCCAGCAUUUUGUCUAGUAAUUAGGUUUAUUUUAAUUCGGUAUCUGUGGAGAGAUCAUGGCAAUAAUGUAAUUUACAUAUAAUGUACUUUACUGAGGAACAAGUAAUUAUUCUACUAUUAAGUGCUGCUAUUUUAAUUCAUCACUCAUGCUAUUUUAGAUUUGUACAAAAUAAAACAAUGGGCAACCCAUUCUAAA